Rhizopus microsporus ATCC 52813 is the source of this 1929-nucleotide messenger RNA. Its product is annotated as regulator of G protein signaling superfamily. Gene Ontology annotation, biological process: intracellular signal transduction. The transcript has 3 exons. Lineage: Eukaryota; Fungi; Mucoromycota; Mucoromycetes; Mucorales; Rhizopodaceae. Bases 1 to 1929 code for a protein of 642 amino acids. The record is from RefSeq and is a predicted model, not a curated record.
AUGCCUAAAACAUUGAAUUCAAGCUUUGCUACUUAUACAACAAUGAUGCGUAUAACUAAAAAGGGAAGACCAUUUACCAAAGAUCUAUACGACAUGUUCUCCGCAGUCUUACUCCAAAUUGAACUAACAGACCAUCGAACCUUCUUUCGCACUUAUCCAUACACAUUUACCACUGAUGAAGCCAUUAAGGUCAUGUCAUCACUUCAAUUCAUUCAUGUUCAUCGACAGCCUGAUCCAUCUGACCCAUCACGACAGAUCUCGACGAGAACAACAACGACAUUUACCAUGGAUACCACGACGGCUAAGAACAUGAUACAGUACUUUCUAUCUGCACGUCUCAUCAUGAAUGCGACAGACCCAAACAAUUGGGCAGUCAAGGAUAAAGGUCUAUGGUGCCCGACACUCAAAGGCAAAUACAUCUUGGAAGAAUUCGCAGACUACACUCAAGUGGAGAUGAAAAGCAGUUUGAUUGCUGCAUUAAAUGCUCCUUAUAUGGUACCUUCCGUAUCGGGAAGUACAGGAGGACGGAUCAUCAAGUUGGACCGAUUGACAGAUCAUGACGACCAGAUCACUUUCUCGCGCGCCAACAUGACCAUUGCGUUCAAAGCAAUGCUUGCCAGUUUACCUCUCGAUGCGCUCGUCUUGGAUGAUGUGGGUGGUAUUGAUCGAAAGAACCUGUCUCGGUAUCAGCACACGUUUUUAGGCACUCAAUGUGUCGAAUGGCUCGCUGAUCGACUGACGGUGAGCUCCAAGGAGGAAGCUGAGAUGGUCGCCUCCGAGUUUGUCCUGUUUGGAUGGAUAGGCCUUGUGGUUGAUAAGUCAGACAAGUCCUUCUGUGUAAACGAAGAUGGUAUCUCGUUCAAGACAUCUCGGUUUGCCAUCUACUAUGUUACUGAACGCGGCUUGGUGAUUGCUGGAUGGAAGCCGCCUCAGGAAGAAGCCAUUCAGCAGGCAAGCGACAUUUCCUUCACUUCAGAAACAAGUUCUAGCAGCAAAUCUUCCAUGAUCAAGCAUAGGCCAAGUCCGCAGUCGUCAGUCAGUAGGAGUCAUCGUCAUGUAGAUGAGGAAGGUCCAUCGUCUGCUGCCAUGUCUCGUAGUAGCUCAUUAGGUGAUGCUAGUGAACAGCUAGCAGCCAUGUCCAUAUCUAAAGAGGGCACGCCACUACGGCCACCUAGUAUGUCGCUUACAGACUCUAGCAUGUCCCAUGGAAGUGUUGCAUCCAAGGACACUUCGCAUUACACACGACUACAUCACAUCUUGGACACUCCGCUCCUUCGCAUGUACUUUCGUGAUUUCCUUAGAGCCAAUUACUGCGAAGAGAACAUUAAUUACUGGGUUGAUCAUGAUCGGCUGAUUCGCAACUUCAAGCUGGGUACACUGUCUGCCCUAGACCAGCUUGCUGAGUGCUACGCUGUCUAUGAGAUGUACCUGAGCCCAGACGCAAAAACCGACGUCAACAUCGAUCAUAUGCUCCAUCGGGAGAUUCUAAACUUUGUCAAUUCCGUAUUCAUCCCUGUUCCACAUCUUCCGAGCAAUACCAAGGUUCCUUAUUUUACUACUCUGCCGGCCACUACGGUGACUAAACCGCUAGGCCCAUGUGAUCGCCUCCUACUCCUUCCUCCUCAAGUCAGUGUCAAGCAACGAACGAUCGUCAUCCGCGGCCUUUCCCCUGACCGUUGUCUAACCAAGCUCUUGGGAAUACUCAGUCGUGUGAACGACCAUUUGUGCAAGAUGAUGGCAGAAGACUCUGUACCCAAGUUUAUAAAGACAAGGAGAUAUAAGGACCUCAUGAUUCAUCAACAGUCUCUUUCGCCAAAGGAGCAAGCUAUAGAAGAUAGUCAAAUUGAAAUCUUGACGACUCUUUCUUCUUCAACUACGCCUCCUCAAAGAUUAUCAUUGGAUGAGCAACGACAUGAAAUCCAAGCUUAA